GGAUUGUUCCUUCCCCUGGUCGUGGCUCCUGAGGAGCACCCACACACAGCCAGAAAUUUGGGAAUACUGAUGGCAAUGAUGGAGCAGCUGCUCUCCUCUGCCCUCCCUUUCCCUCAGCACAACCUUGAUAUUCCUUCAGCUGUUUUUGGAGGAGCUGUGGCCAAACAUUGCCCUGCUUUCUCUCUUUUGCAGGAGAUGCCAGACUGCCUCCUAGGACAAGGAAUCCUCUCCUGCUCCAGGGGACAGCACUGACACAGGACAUGGAGGGUGCAGCUCACCUGGAGCUCGCGUCCUCUCUGGCAGAAAAAAUCUCUCUGUUGGAACGAAAAAUAGAGAAACAAGCGCAAGAAAUCCAGCUGAAGGACGGGAGGAUUGCUGAACUCGAGGAGAAAAUAAAGACUCUUCAAGAAGGAGAAGAUGCUUCUGCAUCACCCACCACAGAAGAGCUGGAAAUGAGGUGCCUGCAGCUGCAGAGCCAGGUCUGGGAGAUGGAGCGGUUCCUGAGUGACUAUGGUCUGAUUUGGGUUGGAGAGACACAGGAGCAGCUGGAAGAUACAGGAUCAGUCCAGGAUGGAGAGGAGCUGCCAGCAAGGAUCCUCUGCAAGCCAGGUGAAGCCGUUGUUUGCAAGCACCAGAUUGAUUUUGAUUUAAUCUUGGAGCACAUUAAGGAUCUGAACUCACUGGUUGGAGAGGGCAUUGCUGAGAUCGAGCAGACGCCCCGGGGGGCUCGGCUGAGGAGAACAGAGCCCCUCACUCUCACCCUGUACCAAAACGGGAUCGUCGUGGGCAGCGGAGCCCUCCGGCCCUACCAGCACCCAGCCACACGGCAAUGCCUGCAGGACAUCAUGGAUGGUUAUUUCCCCUCAGAACUGCAGCCACGCUACCCCGACGGCGUCCCCUUGCAGGUCACUGACAGGAGGGACGUGCUGUUUCAGGAGCCAGAGCUUGCAGGGAGUUUUCCUGGUGUUGGUCAGGUGGUGGGUACUUCAGAAUCCAACAAAGUGCAGGAAAACGCCGAGAUCCCAGGUCCCAAAGCCUCCUUGGAGCAGGUUCCCAACAAGCUUUCCAAGCCCCUGAAGCACAGAGGGAGAGUGGGCAGUGCCCGAGCAGCGCCACAGGGCUCUGAUGGGCAGCAGAGCAGUGAAGAAAUCCUGGUGGAAACACCUGGGCUGGCUGGCCUGGAGAGGGUGAAGGCAGCUGAGGAGGCUGAAGCUGCUGCCCGUGAUUUCUGCACUCUGCGCAUCAGAUCCGAGAGCGGGGAGCAGAGGUACGAGGUGAAGAUGCUGCUCACAGACACCAUCGGGGACCUGCGCCAGCACCUCGCCCACAUCAGGGGUGGGAACUCGGACUAUGAGAUCAUCAGCACCUUUCCCCCGAGGGUGUACACGGACAACUCCAGGAGCCUGCAGGAAUGUGGGCUGGUCCCCAGUGCCUCCCUGCUGCUUCGGAGGAGAGAGCCCUCCCAGCAGGAGGGGAGGGGGCUGCAAACAGCCCCCUAAGAGCUCCUCACCCCCCCAGCUCUGCACAGGGAGGGAGCUGCCUCUCACCUUACCCAACCUGGCUGGGAGAAGGAGAGGUUUUCUUUCCAGAUUUGGUUUCACUGUGCCGUUACCUGGGAUGGAGAAGAGCUGGGAGCAGCCACUUGGCCUCUCCCUUUGGCAGAGGGGGCCGGGCCCAGUCCUGCUGCCUCACAGUGCCCCAGGACAGGCAGGUGCCAACACAGGGACACUUCCACCAGCUCACCUGGGCUCCAGGCCUCUCAGCUCUGUGCAGGGUUACACAGGCUGAGCCCUGCCUAGGGGAGCCUGCCAGCUUCACCCCAGCAGUUGCUUAGCUGGGCUCAGGGGCUCUGGAGCAGCAGGAUGGACACACAGCCAGGGGCAGUUUGCUUUCUACACACAGCUGCUCCCUACAGAUUUCACCUGCUCUGAUACCAGGGCACAAACAGGCUCAGUUCCACGGUCUCUGCUGGAGCUAAACCUGAAGGCCUUGAGCCAUCACAGUGCUGGGGCUGAGCCAGGCUCGACUCAGCCGGGAGAUCCUGCUGCUGGGUUUCCUGUACGUGCACAGCUCCUUCCCUUGGACAGCCCCCAAGCUGCAGCGGGGCCCGGGCUCCAGCCUGCCUGGAGGAACCCGCCCUCCUCCUCCCGCUGGAUGCUGCAACAGGACACCGUGUCAUUGGAGACGAGCAGAAUCCCUCCACGGCGUCUCUGCUGAACCCUGAAUAAAGCAUCUUCCUCCCUC
This is a messenger RNA of Parus major (Great Tit), 2244 nucleotides long. RefSeq names its product UBX domain protein 11 (gene UBXN11). Lineage: Eukaryota; Metazoa; Chordata; Aves; Passeriformes; Paridae. The record is from RefSeq and is a predicted model, not a curated record. Gene Ontology annotation, molecular function: ubiquitin binding. Gene Ontology annotation, biological process: proteasome-mediated ubiquitin-dependent protein catabolic process. The coding region runs from base 261 to 1499 and encodes 412 amino acids. The transcript is spliced from 12 exons.